GCUGCGCACAAGAACACGGAGGGAGCAACCAGAACACUGAGGGACGCCGACCUGCGUUUUGAACAGAGAACCGUGAAUCACCGGGGCUCCAGAACCAGGGUGAAACGAGGACGAGGCAGGAAUUGCGCGGUCUCUGGUUUCCAGCUCUAUUAACGCAUGCAAUUAAAGCGCGCAUUCGACCCAGAAUAAGUUGUCAACAAGGAAACAGAGACGGGUCGAUCUGGAUAACAAAGCUGUGCGGACCGGUGUUACUCGCAUGGGCUGAUAUGGCCACCGACGUGCCUAACAGUCCCCUGGCCACCGACUACGUCAAUGACUUCGACCUCAUGAAGUUCGAGGUUAAAAAGGAGCCGACGGAAGCGGAGAGGUACUGCCACCAUCCGCCGAACGGCUCGCUAUCCUCCACCCCGCGCUCCUCUGUGCCGUCCUCGCCAUGCAGCCUGUGUUCUACAAGUCCCGGAGGUCCGUUAAACAAGAACCACCGUAACGGCACCGGCAGCGCUGACAAAAGCAGCCACAACUCUCCGAGAAAGGCGCAGCUGGAGGACUUCUGCUGGUUUCCCAGCUACCAGCGCCAUCUCAACCCAGAGACUCUCCAGCUGACGCCGGAAGACGCUGUGGAAGCACUCAUCGCCAACUCGCACCACCCAUCGUAUGAGGGUUUCCGCGGACACCAGUGCGCAGGGGAAGACUUAUCAGUGACCGCCAACUGGCACCAACAACCGGCCCAUCGCCAUCACACCCGGCUGGAGGGCCGUCUUUCGGACGAACAGCUGGUCAGAAUGUCCGUGCGCGAGCUCAACCGGCAGUUGCGCGGCUUCCCCAAGGAGGAGGUCAUGCGCCUCAAGCAGAAGCGCAGGACCCUGAAGAACCGGGGCUACGCGCAGUCGUGCCGGUUCAAGCGCGUGCAGCAGCGGCACGUGCUGGAGAGCGAGAGGUGCACGCUUCAGGGCCAGGUGGAUCAGCUGAAGCACGAGGCCACUCGCCUGUCCAAGGAGAGGGACCUCUACAAAGAGAAGUACGAGAAGCUCGCGAGCCGUAACCACAGCGGCGGCAGCUGCAAAAGCGACCCCAGAUCCAAAAGCAGAGAGGGGAAAGCGGCCGGUUGUGUGGAAUUUUUUCUGUGA
Molecule: messenger RNA, 1127 nt
Organism: Anguilla anguilla (European eel)
Lineage: Eukaryota; Metazoa; Chordata; Actinopteri; Anguilliformes; Anguillidae
Product: transcription factor MafAa-like
Exons: 2
Coding region: 267-1127 (286 amino acids)
Biological process (GO): regulation of transcription by RNA polymerase II
Cellular component (GO): nucleus
Molecular function (GO): DNA-binding transcription factor activity, RNA polymerase II-specific; RNA polymerase II cis-regulatory region sequence-specific DNA binding
Source: RefSeq, a predicted model, not a curated record